Molecule: messenger RNA, 2468 nt
Organism: Amphimedon queenslandica
Lineage: Eukaryota; Metazoa; Porifera; Demospongiae; Haplosclerida; Niphatidae
Exons: 4
Coding region: 21-2468 (815 amino acids)
Biological process (GO): proteolysis
Molecular function (GO): serine-type endopeptidase activity
Source: RefSeq, a predicted model, not a curated record
UUAAUAGGUUCAAAUUAAGCAUGAGAUCUUUGCAAAGCAAUGUCAAGUUCAUGCUCUUAGCAGCUUUGAUCUAUCUCAUUCUUAUAAAGGAAAAAGCUGAAGCACGUCGUGUCAUUCGAGCUGCUAGUGGUAGCAAUACCACUGGAAACUACAUCAUAGUAGUAACUGAUGGAGUCAAUCACAGCAGAUUCAUGGAGAUUGUGGAUCAAGUGAGAAAUGAAACACUCGACUCUAAAAUAUACGAACAAGUUGAAGGACCUUUUAUCAACAUAAUUUCUGCCAGAAUCACUGAAGAUGCUGCACACAGGCUCAAGGUAAUGGAUGGUAUAGAAUUUGUAGAAGAGGAAACUUAUGCUGUAAAGAGUGUGUCAUGGGCAAUAGAUCGUCUUGAUCAGACAGGGCCUACUCUGGACAACACAUACACACCAGAAGGGAAUGGUGAAGGAGUUGAUGUGUAUAUACUUGAUACUGGAAUAAAAUACUCUCACAAUGACUUUGGAGGAAGAGCAAAGUAUCCUGGUUUUGAUCCAGUUGAUACAGCUGAUGGUACUAACCAGAAUGGUCUGGACUGUGAUGGACAUGGAACUCACGUUGCAAGUCUUGCAGUGGGGACCAACUGGGGAGUAGCAAAAGGAGCUGAUGUGUACAGUGUACGUGUGCUUGACUGUGAGGGCUCUGCUCCUUGGAGUGUCAUCGUUAAUGGUGUGAACAAAGCAGGGAGUAGAAUAGUGAGCAGCAAUCGUUCUGGGGUAAUCUCAAUGUCACUAGGAGGAGGAUACUCUCAUACUCUCAAUUCAGCAUUGAUAAGUGUAAUGAAUAAAGGUGUACCAGUAGUAGCAGCUGCUGGUAAUGAGAGAGAUGAUGCUUGUAACUAUUCACCAGCUAGCACUACUGGUGUCAUUACAGUAGGGGGCUCAGCAAAAGGAGACUCUCUUUAUUAUUACACCAAUGGAGGGACUUGUGUUGAUGUGUUUGCUCCAGGAUCACAAGUGACAGCAGCAGAUUCAUCUUGUAAUUCAUGCAGUGUGACUUACAGUGGUACAUCAAUGGCUACUCCAAUUGUUAGUGGAUCUGUUGCUAUUCAUUUGCAAAAGAAUCCUGCACUAACGCCAUCACAAGUCAGAAAUAAAAUAAUACAAGACUCCCUCAAAAACAAACUCACUUAUAACAAUCUAAAGAACAGCCUCAGAAGUGGUACUGCCAAUCGCCUCCUUCAUGUGAAACCUAAAGCAGAAACAGUUACGGUCACUUCCACCAGCACUACUACACAGGAAGUCACUCAAAUAAUUACCAGCAUUUCACAUGCAACAGUCACACAGCAAGUGACAAGGACCACGGUAUCCAUUGUACCUACAACAGUAACCAGUGUCUCUACAUCACAUGUUAGUAUUACUAGUACAGCAACAGUAGCAGUCACUGCUAUUGUUAAAACGUCAGUUCCAGUAACUGUGACUGUCACUCCUACACCAACUCCUGAAGAAGUGUGUUGCUCCACUCUCAGAAACUUUGAAACCUUUGAAGUGCGAAUGAUGAGUGGUCUGAGUGACAUUGUGAAUAAAGGAGUAGAGACCAUUAUAGAGAGAUCUUCAACAUCUUCCAAUUCAACUUGUGAGGUCAAGGCUCCAAUAGAUGGUAAUACAACCACAAAUGGUACGAAACCACAAGCUGUAACUAAGUCAUGUGCCGAGAUCAUUACCAGCUUGCCUGGUGCAUCAUCAGGUAGGUAUUACCUUCAAUCUAAAGAUUCAAAGAUGAAUGGAAGUGCUGCAGUUUACUGUGAGUUGGAGAAGGAGAUAAAAGGUAACAGGGGAUUCAUGAGGAUAGCAAAUGUCAACAUGUCUGAUCCCAAUACUGACUGUCCUGAGGGUCUCUUAUUAAGAACUGAUGGAAACCUUAGGACAUGUCAACGUCAUCAAUUCCAUUCUGGUUGCUCAACAACUAGUUUCAGUUCCUCAGGAGUUGAGUACUCAAGAGUGUGUGGGCGUAUAAGAGGAUACCAGUGGGCAUCACCUAAUGCUUUCUAUGAUACAACACUUUAUUCUUCACCAAAAGUUGAAGAUGAUUACGUUGAUGGAGUAGUACUGACUAAUCAAGUUAAUGAGAGUCGUUCUCAUAUAUGGACAUUUGCAGCUGCUCUUGAUGAAACAGACAGAAAUAAAGCAAUUGUUUGUCAGUGUAGCAAUGUCAAUGUAACACUUAAUGAUUUCAAGACUCCAUCAUUCGUUGGUAACGAUUAUUUCUGUGAAACUGGAUCACGUCACCAAUUCAGUUAUGGUGUUCUCUACACUGAGGAUCCUCUAUGGGAUGGAAAGGGGUGUGGUAAAGUGAGCACCUGCUGUGAUAAAGGAGAGUGGUUCUGUAAGGACGUUCCAAAAACCAGCUCUGAUAUUGAGCUACGACUGUGUGGCAAUGAAGACCGUAAUAAUGAGGAUACUCCUCUUGAUCUGAUUGAGUUAUACAUUCAAUAA